AUGCCUUCUCCAUUUCAGGGCCACAUUCAAGCCCGGGAGAACAGCCAAGUGACAUUUCAAGCACAGACUGAGAAAACUAAACAAGACUAUGUGGAAGAACAAAGGGUAAUGCACAAGGGCCACCAUAAGAAACAUGGUUUUUUAUAUUUUUUAGUAUGUUUAACAUCAUCUGGGAAGAAAAAUCAAACUGACAUAAAGCAAGAAGAAAGAAACAAAGACAAUCUUGCUCUUCACCAGUUUGACAAGAGAAGACUUCAAGGACCAACACCUAAAGAAUCCAUUGUUCAGAAAAGAGAGAAAGAUGUGUCCUUAUUUGGAGUUAAUGAAAAUAACCAAAGUAGUAAAUACCCCCAUCUUUUUGAAAACAGACAGACAAUGAAUGAGGGCUACCACAUUAGCAACAAAGAAAAUCCCUAUGAUGACCUAAAUAUGGCCACUCUGCCUGAGUCUACUGAGGAUGCUGGGGUUGAGGAUGGAGACAAUGCUACCAACACACUGCAUGAGCAAGAAGAAUAUGGCACAGCUUUCAUCAGACAUAAUAUUCAACAUAGAAUAGAGCCAGUUACUGUGAUUGAACUUUUGAGGGAAGAAAACAAAGAGAAAAAGUCCAAGAAUGUUCUAAGCAAAAUUCUGGCAGAUGCAAACUAUGCUAAACCCCCCUCAAAAGAUAAGAAGAAUCAUCAAAGAGAUCCCCAAACCCAGAAUAAUCCAGUAAAAAGCAAAAGUACUCAUCAUAUCCAACCCAACGCUGACUAUCUAAAGCAACUCCCAAAGAUCAAAAAGAUCACCAGUGAUUUCGAAGGCAGUAGUUACCCAGAUCUUCACAGCAGAGGAGACAACGAUAUCUCUCCUUUCAGUGGAGAUGGCCAACCUUUUAAAGAUAUUUUUGGUAAAGGAGAAACUCUUCAUCCUGAUCUAGGAGGUACAGAUACUCAAACAGGGUAUUCUGGCCCAAGUGAACCUGAGACUAAUAAUUUGGACAUGAGAGGACUAGGUUAUAAUGAGCUCCCAGAGAAAGAAGAAAAUGGCAGGAAUAGCAUCAGAAUCAAAGAUAAAACAGAGAAAGAAGGAAAUGCUGCUGAAAUAAGCUUGGUGGAAGGCAGAAAUGAUAUCACAGGUAUCACCAAUUUUAAAGAACUCCCUGGAAAAGAAGGGAACAGAGUAGAUGGCAACAGCCAAAAUGCUCACCAGGGGCAAGUAGAGUUUCAUUACCCUCAGGCCCCCUCAAAAGAGAAAAGAAAAGAAGAUGGUGGUGAUGUAAUGAAAAGUACUCAUGAUAAUGAGAUUCAAAAAAAGGGCCAGGAUAGUAGUAGAAAAGGUAUAGAAAAUUCUAGUAGGAAUCAAGAGACCUCAAGUAAAAACCAAAGAUUUCCUAGUAAGGGCAAAAGUCAGGAGCUCAUUUCUUCCCAUGGUCUUGAUAAUGAAAUUAAAAAUGAAAUAAGUUCCCAUAAUGACCCCAAUACAGCACCACACAAGAGACAAGGUCAUUAUGUACCCCACAGACAAAAUACUUCUACAGGGAACACAGGUGUACCACAGAGGAAAGGCUCCUGGGGCCACAGAAAGCCCCACUCCAAUAGGCUCAGCUUCUCUAGAAAGCAGGACAGUAGUGAAUCAUCUGAAAGUGACAGUUCAAGUGAGAGUGAGGGUGACUAGCACACUGGAAACUCCCAGCAAAAUGAAGUUUCGAGUCCUUAAUCAUCUAUGAGUUGUUGGUUGAUAGGAGCCACCUGAUAGCAGAGCAUA
Talpa occidentalis (Iberian mole) is the source of this 1746-nucleotide messenger RNA. It is a transcript of the gene MEPE, whose product is annotated as matrix extracellular phosphoglycoprotein. Bases 1 to 1656 code for a protein of 551 amino acids. Gene Ontology annotation, molecular function: extracellular matrix protein binding. Gene Ontology annotation, cellular component: extracellular matrix. The record is from RefSeq and is a predicted model, not a curated record. NCBI's taxonomy places the organism in Eukaryota, Metazoa, Chordata, Mammalia, Eulipotyphla, Talpidae. Gene Ontology annotation, biological process: biomineral tissue development. The transcript is spliced from 5 exons.